AUGCGCCCACUUGAGGGUAAGCAGAGGGGCAGCAGCCCCUCUUUUGUGGGGGGAGAAAUGAAGUCAGGAACCUCCCAUCUGCCUCACCUUCUGACCCAGAUGUGCUCUUGACCACCCAUCCAUACACACAAGGGAGUUUGGUGUCUAUUUGGGUGGAAAACUCAGGCAGGGAUCCCCUUUGGGUGACCUGGUUGGCCACUGCAAGAACAGGAAGCUGGACUAGGUGGGCCAUUGGCCUGAUCCAGCAGGCCCUUCUUAGCUUCUUACAUUCUCCUUUCAUCCCCAGCCCAGCCCGGCUCCUGCCCCAGGCUGAGCCCCCAGCCAGACCAGGCUGCGAACUGCUCAACGACUUGCAACAACGACCAGGACUGUGGCUCAGGACUCUACUUGCCAGUCCAGAAGUGCUGCAGCAACGGGUGUGGACAGACUUGCCAGGUGGCUGAAGAAGGUAUUUCUUGGGUGGGGAAAGAGAUGGGGACCUGAUUAGGGAAGGGAGCAGAUGGGUGCUUGUGGAUGGGAGAACCAGUGUUAAAUUCUGCCCAGGAAGAGAUGCUGGGGCUCAAGCCCACUUGGCUGCCGCUCACGCAGUCUCCACUCCCUAAUGCCAAGCUGUAUGGUGGAGGCUGCCAGUUGCAGGAGCAUAACAGGGGGAAAUGAACUCUGCACAUGCUCAGAUGUUUCCCUCUUUCAGUGAUUUCCUCACAUGUUCCAGGAGUGAGUCCUGGCAUACCAAACACAAUUCCAGGGCUUUUCUUGGUGGCGUGGGCCACCUAGCGCAUUUCAGAAAUAUCCAGAGAUAUGCAUAUGAAGCUGUAAACACAGGAGUUCAUUAGGAGAAAGGAUGUCUUCACACAGCAGCGCAUAGUUGAACUAUGGAACUCGCUCCCACAGGAGGCGAUGGCGGCCACCAACCUGGGACUCAGCUAUACAGCUGCAAAUAAAACGUUUUCAGUGUGUUGUAAAGUGCAGUAUACAAAUGUAACACUAGGUGGUGAUGGUGAGCUAUGGCAAAUUCCACAUAUUUUUCAAAACUGUUUUUCAAAAAGCACUUUCACAACCUUUCUUAUACGUGUCUGGAUUCCACACUAGAUGGCUUUAAAAGGCAGGUUCGCAGAGGAGGAGAGGGUUCUCAGUGACUUCUAGUAGGAUGGCUCUGUUUGCCUCCACGGUUGGCGGCAACAAUGCUUCUGAAUGCUGCUGGAAACCCCAUGAGGGCAGAGGGCUGUUGUGCUUGGGUCCUUCUUGUGGGCUUCCCAUUGAAGCGUCCAGUUGGCCCCUGGAGAAAAUGGGCCAUUGGCCUGACCCAGAAGGCUCUUCUUGUGUUUUUAUGGAGUGGGUGGGUGAGCAGGGAAAGUCAGAGAACCUGGACUUAAGGGGGGUGAUGUUGCACAGCCCAGCAUGGAGGGACUUAGUAGGGCCAUCCAUGGGCUUUCCUGUCCAGAGGUAAAGCUGGACACAUGCCUCUGUCAAGUAGGAAGGGCUACAAAGGGUCAUCUAGUUAGCUCCCGCUUGGACUACUGCAAUGCGCUCUACGUGGGGCUACCUUUGAAGGUGACCCGGAAACUGCAACUAAUCCAGAAUGCGGCACCUAGACUGGUGACUGGGAGCAGCUGCCGAGACCAUAUAACACUGGUCUUGAAAGACCUACAUUGGCUCCCAGUACGUUUCCGAGUACAAUUAAAGGUGUUGGUCCUGACCUUUAAAGACCUAAACGGCCUCGGUUCAGUAUACCUGAAGGAGCGUCUCCACCCCCAUCAUCCAGCCCAGACACUGAGGUCCAGCGCUGAGGGCCUUCUUGCGGUUCCCUCCCUGUGAGAAGCCAGGUUACAGGGAACCAGGCAGAGGGCCUUCUCGGUGGUGGCGCCUGCCCUGUGGAACACCCUCCAGAUGUGAAGGAAAUAAGCAGCUAUCUUAUCUUUAAAAGACAUCUGAAGGCAGCCCUGUUUAGGGAAGUUUUUAAUAUUUAAUGCUGUAUUGUUUUUAACACUCGAUUGGGAGCCGCCCAGAGUGGCUGGGGAAACUCAGCCAGAUGGGCGGGGUAUAAAUAAAUUAAACCUGGCAAACUUUUGGCCUGGCAAUUAAAGAAGAAAAAGGAAGGUAGAAUUAUCAAUAAAAUUAAAAUUGAAGACAAGUGGAUUCAAGAACCGAAGGAAAUUAGUAAAAGCUUUGCUAGUCUUUUUGGAAAACUAUAUAAAGAAGGUCCAGAGACUCUAGAAAAAAUAAUUGAUUAUUUGGGCAAAAAUAAACUACCAAUAAUGCCUAAGGAAAAAACUGAAAUCUUGAACUCACCAAUAACAGCUAUGGAGGUGCAACAAGCUAUGCAGAGAUCAAAAGUAGGAAAGACACCAGGCCCAGAUGGUCUCCCAGCUAAUUACUAUAAAAAGUUAGAACAAGCAUUAUUUCUUCCCAUGAAAGACCUAAUGAAUAAUAUUUUGGCAAAUGGAAAGCUACCGAAAACCUGGAAGGACAGCUUUAUUACUCUUAUCCACAAACAGGGAACAGAUGCCUCAAACAUGGCCAAUUAUAGACCCAUUGCACUGCUAAACAACGAUUACAAGAUAUUCGCAGACAUUCUUGCAAAUAGAUUAAAAAUGGUGCUGAAAGAGAUAAUUCAUAAAGAUCAAACUGGAUUUCUUCCCGGACGAUUUAUGCAAUCCAAUAUUAGAUGUGUGAUUAAUGUAUUAGAAUAUUUGGAUAUUAAAAUUGAUAAACCAGCAGCUAUUAUGUUGGUGGAUGCUGAAAAAGCUUUUGAUAAUGUGUCCUGGAAGUUUAUGAAAAAUGGGACUGGGAGAAAAUAUUUGUAAAGGAAUAAAUGCCAUCUAUUUGGAACAAUAUGCAAAAUUGAUCAUCAAUGGAAGAAUUACUGAGGAGUGCAAAAUAAACAAGGGAACCAGACAGGGCUGCCCACUGUCACCACUGAUAUUUAUCUUGGUGAUGGAAGUCUUGAACAAUCAGAUAAGAAGGGAUCAGCUUGUUAAAGGCAUCACUCUGGGAAACAAAACAUAUAAAAUUAAAGCCUUCGCGGACGAUCUACUUGUUAUGACUGAAAACCCUAAAGAAAGUCUGAAAAGAGUGCUGGAAUUGAUUAAAGAAUUUGGAGAAGUGGCAGGCUUCAAGCUGAAUAUAACAAAAACAAAAAUGCUUGUUAAAAAUGUAACCACAGAAGAAAAGGACGAUUUAGAAAAAAUAUUGGGCCUGAAAAUCUCCUCAAAAGCGAAAUACCUGGGUAUUUGGAUCACCCCCAAGAACAUAAACUUAUUUCAGGAUAAUUACACCAAAACUUGGUUGGAGAUUAGAAAAACUUUGUAACCUGGAGUAAACUAAAAUUAACAUUUCUGGGUAGGAUUUCCAUUAUAAAGAUGAAUGUACUUCCAAAAUUAAUCUUUUUAUUUCAAAUGAUUCCAAUACUGGGCGAAGCAGGUUGUCUCAAGAUAUGGCAAAGAGAAAUUUCCAAAUUCCUGUGGGAAGGGAAGAAACCUAGGAUUAAACACCUGAUCUUAAUAGACAUAAAAGAGAGAGGAGGCUUUUCCCUACCCGACCUAAAACUUUACUACGAGGCAGCCUGUUUCACCUGGCUAAAAGAUUGGUGCACGUUGCAGGAUUCGGACCUCCUCGACCUGGAAGAUUUUGACAACCGUUGGGGAUGGCACGCCUACCUAAUAUAUGGAAAAGCGAAAAUUCAUAAAAACUUUACCAACCAUAUAAUAAGAAAGUCACUCUUUGCUGUAUGGGAAAAAUAUAAAGACCUGAUGGAGCCUAAAGUCCCGUGGUGGACUUCUCCAGUAGAAGCCAUAGCAGUAAAACGGAAAAAUACUCAGGAAAGCUGGCCAACAUAUAAAAUACUUCUAAAAAUGAAGAUAACCAAAUAAAAUUAAAAACUUUGAGGAAAUAAGAGACCACAUUUCAGACUGGUUCCAAUACCAUCAGUUAUUUGAAAAAUUUAAAUCUGACAAACAAAAGGGGUUCUCAACAGAAAUUUCCCGAUUCGAAUCUGAUCUUCUAAAUUCUAAAAGAAAAACUCUUUUCAAAACUUACCGACUCCUCUUGACUGGACAGUCAAGGAGGAGGAGGUAACAGUGGCAAUGGUGAGGUGGUCCCAGGAUUUUGGCCACUCAAUAACCAUGGCCCAAUGGGAAAAUUUAUGGAAGAUCAAUUGGAAAUUCACAAAUUGUUACACGAUUAGAGAGAACUUUCAAAAAUGCAACAUCGAUGGUAUCUUACACCAUGGAAGCUUUCAAAAAUGUAUAAAAAUGUAUCAAGUAAUUGUUGGAGAUGCGGAGACUCAGGAACAUUCUACCAUAUGUGGUGGAUAUGUAGGAAAAUACAGGUAUUCUGGGAGAGUAUACAUGCAGAACUGCAAAAAAUGCUAAAGAUCUCUUUCAAUAAAAAACCAGAGGCCUACCUCCUGGGAAUAACAGAUUUGGAUAUUCCACAAAAGAGGAAGGGUAUCUUUUUAUAUGCGACGGCGGCAGCAAGAGUUUUGAUCACAGCAAAAUGGAAGAGUAAUGAAAUCCCCUCUAUACAAGAUUGGAUCCAAAAGCUGACAGAAUAUGUUGAAUUAGAUGGUUUAUCAGAAAAAUAAAAAUAAAUCAAAACAGGAAUUUGUUUCUAAAUGGGAGGUUUUUAAAGAAUAUCUGAAAAAUAAAUAUAGUAGUUUAAAUUCUGUUGCAGCAUUCGAGGAACUUCAGUAAUAGUUGCAAGGUAGAUAUAAGAAAUUAGAUUUAAUGAGAAUAAGUUUAAUUAUGAAAAAAAAGUGUAUUGGCAAUAAUUAUUAUGAAUUUGAAGUAUGGAAUAGACGGGAGGUUGGGUCUUUAGUGUUAAGACCAAUAGAUGUGUUAUUGUUUGCUAAGAAUAUUAAGUGUCUAUGGUUAUUUUUGUAAUUUGUGUGUAAUUCGGUAUUUGUGUUUUUGUUUGUUUGUUUUUCUUGUUGUAUAAAUAAAAAACUUAAAAAAAUAAAAAUAAAUUAUUAUUAUUAUUAUUAUUAUUAUUAUUAGUCCCACCCCCAAUCUCCCCAUCUCUUUUUUUCCAGAGCACCCUGGUGUGUGCCCAAAAGUGGAACUUGUGCGCACCUUUGCCCCCUGCAAUGACACCUGCAGAGACGACCGAGAGUGCCCUCUCACCCAGAAGUGCUGCUUCACCGGGUGCAGCCGGGGCUGCAUGGACUCAGGUACUGGCAAAGCCCCUGACCCCUUCUCCCCCCACCCUCUCUUCUCAGGGCAACUGGUGGAGGCAGCAGCCACAGUGCCAACUUAAGUGCCCUGGAGCCUGAGAAGCUCCCCUCAUGGACCUCCAUUCAUUCUGCCUCCAACAGUUCGCAGUGACAGAUGCCAGUUGCCGCCUGAAGAUGGAAUAUGCAGCGCACACUUGAUACGUUACUACUACAACCCGUCACAGAAGAAGUGCAACCAGUUCAUCUACGGUGGCUGCUUGGGCAACCGCAACAUGUUUGAGACAAAGGAGGCCUGCGAGGAAGCCUGCGGGGAAAUCAGCCCAGGUACUGAGAGUGGGACUCACCAGAAAUUCAUUUUAUUGGCUUCGUUGAUGAUGUUUAUCGCUCACCUUCAUUUCCAUGGAGCUCACGGCUGCAUGCGUCGUUCUUUCCCUUCCUCAUUUAAUCCCCACAACAACACUGUGAGGGAGGCUAAGAGAGGAAGCCACUGGCCCAAGUCACCCACUGAGAUUCGUCAUGUUUUGAAAUUGAGGUUUUUCGGGAUUGGUGUGUUUAUGCAGACCUCGGAAGGAGAGCUUUGGGCGGGAGCUUUGGCAAAGGGUUGAGAGGCAAGAGGGCUCCAGAGAUCUGAACCAGCUGCCACAAGCAGGUCCCUCAAAUUCAGUCCCUGAGCUGGACUCGCCCAAAUAGCCCAAGGCACAAUUCCUCUCUGCCUGGAAAGAAAAGGCUCCAUGACUCCUUCCCCCUUUAUGUUUUGUUUUUUUUUAAAAUAAUUUUUAUUAACAGGCCAAUCACAUCACAUUAUUCAAAUCACAUUAGUUCCAAAUUAUACAGCCAAAUUUUAAAUUUUGUUGAGGGUACCCAUACAUCAAGCUCCGCACGAGUCCAAAAUUCCGGAUAACUCCAGGCAUCACUUAUUUUACUGCUUUAAUUAGACAGUUCUAUCCAGUUCGAUCCGGAUAGUCCUUUAUUACUUUCUUUCUCUUCUUGUUGUUAUCAUAUAUUCCUUUCUUUGCGAUCUCUGAUGAUUUUCACAAGCAGGUUGAAAACUGGCGUCUCUGUGUGGGUUUUAUACUCUUCAAAGACCAUAUUGCUCAGGGGCAGCCUCUGUUCAAUGCUUCCAUAAACAAAAUUAAUCUCCGGUCUGUCCUUUAUUUUUUCUCAGGCUAGCCAAAUAAAUCAAAUAGAUCAGGGGGCUCUGUCAGGUCAAACUUGCAUUCCAACAUUCCUUCUCUUUCGAACGAUCCUGAUUCUCCUCCCCCUGUUCUUCUUUCUCCGGCAAGCCUGUCUUGGCGAGACGCCAUUUUUUAACUGCAUCAUAAAAAUUUUCCUCUUUCUCACCGUUCACCAAUCUUCUCUCCUGUUGUAAUCCAUCCCACACAGUUCUUAAAAUCCUGCUUAUGAUUAAUAAAAAUGUGACGAUCUUAUUUCUUUCUGGGGUGAAGGGUUAUUAAUAUCACAUCGUGCAAAGAAAAAAAAGAGUUUUUUCCUCCACCCCCCCUUCAUUCCAAACAUACAGUCUCCUAGUGGUGAUUCAUCAGAAGAUUUACUUAUCCAUCCGUCACUCCCGGUCACAGAGAUCCAUUAAUCAGCAGUCUUAUCUGUCGAGCUUUACUUGAUGUAUGUGCUUCAGCUUCAUUUCCAAUCGUAUGUUUCCAAUUAUAAUUCCGAGCUGAAGCAACCAGCACGCGCUAAUUGGAAUCGGCGUCAGGAAGAUCUGACUUCACCGAGGGCUCGUGCCAAGUGUUUGGCACCCCCAUCUCUCGGAUCAGGGGGUGCAUUGUGAACACCGCUGGCAAGGCAGUGCCCCCCCACCUCCAGGGGGGGUGGGAAGGCUGCAUACUUCCCAUAGCAGCCCCUUAAUUACCUCGUAUGGGUCAGAGAGAUGUUAUUGUCGGCCAUCUUCCAACGCGCCACCUGGUGGCCCCUGACUCCUUCCCCCUUUAUGGAGGGGCUUUGCAUUAUUCCUACGGAGGAAUGCAUGCAGGGAACAUGAAGUUGGAAUUAAAAACUCUUGACACCUUCCUGCCCUAAGAAAAACCUCUCUGCUUCCUCUUUCUCCCCCUUCUGUGGCCUCAGAGGUCUGCAAGCUGCCAAAGGACCCUGGCCCGUGUCUGGGUUAUUCACAAUUUUACUACUACAACUCAACCACCAGGAAGUGCGAGAUAUUCAUCUAUGGGCUCUGCGGGGGGAAUGGCAAUCGGUUUCGUACCAUGCUAGAGUGCAUGAUGGUUUGCGGGAACUUAGGUAAGAUUCAUUCUCUCUGUGUGUGUGUGUGUGUGUGUGUGGUGGGCAGGGAGCAAACUGUGGGGCUCCACAGGAGUCUAUCUCAGCUGGGCUGCUGGCACCAUCCUGUCCUAUGCACGGACGAACUUAAGGAUGGUGGAUCUCCCCCUUAUCACAAUGGAGGAAGGGGCUUGAGGAGCUUCAAGAGGAGCCAGAUCUGAAGCACAUGGGAUGGGGGACAUCUGGCUUGACCGCAGUACAUGUGAAAAGGAAACGGGGCCCUAAUAGACCACAAGCUCAGCAUGAGUCAAAAGUGUGCAACAGCAAAGAAAGCUCAUGCAAUCCUAGGCUGCCUCACCAGAAGUCUAUUGUCCAGAUCAAGGGAAGUCAUAGUAUUGCUCUAGGCUUACCUGGAGUUGUGUGUUGAGUUCUGGGCACCUCAGUUUCAGAAGGAUAGUGACAAGCUGGAAGGUGUGCAGAGGAAGGCGGCCAAGAUGAUCGAGGGUCUGCAAACCAAGCCUCAUGAGAAACAGUUGGGGGAGUUGGGAAUGUUUAGCCUGGGAAAGGGGAGACUGAGAGGAAAUAUGACAGACAUCUUCAAAAACCUAAAAGGUUGUCACAUGGGGGAUGGAGCAAGCCUGUUUUCUCCUGCUCUUGAGGAUAUGACUCAUAGCUGUCAACGUUUCCCUUUUUUAAGGGAAAUUCCCUUGUUCCAAAUAGGAUUCCUUGCAAGAAAAGGGAAAAGUUGACAGCUAUGGUAGGACUCCAACCAAUGUCUGCAACUUACAGGAAAGGCAAUUACAACUAAACAUCAGGAAGAACCUUCUGAAAGUAAGAGUCAUUCAACAGUGGAAGAUGGCGAACUUUCCUUCCUUGGAGGUUUAUAAGCAGAGGUUGGAUGACCAUCUGUCAAGGAUGCUUUAAAUGAGAUUCCUUCUUGCAGGGGGUUGGACUAGACCCUUGGGGGUCCAUUUCAACUCUACAAUUCUAUUAUUCUAUCAUUGCUGCUGCCUGCCCUAAGGGGGUUGGACUAGAUGACCCUUGGGGGUCCAUUUCAACUCUACAAUUCUAUUAUUCUAUCAUUGCUGCUGCCUGUCCUAAGGGGCACAUGCCCAAUUACUUGGCUGACUCUUUUUCUUUUCUUCCCCCAGAAAACCCCACUAAGGAGGACUGA
Messenger RNA from Podarcis lilfordi (Lilford's wall lizard), 8570 nucleotides. The record is from the annotation of a GenBank genome assembly. NCBI's taxonomy places the organism in Eukaryota, Metazoa, Chordata, Lepidosauria, Squamata, Lacertidae.